Osmerus eperlanus (European smelt) is the source of this 2205-nucleotide messenger RNA. RefSeq names its product early growth response 2b (gene egr2b). The transcript has 2 exons. The coding region runs from base 180 to 1427 and encodes 415 amino acids. Gene Ontology annotation, molecular function: RNA polymerase II cis-regulatory region sequence-specific DNA binding; DNA-binding transcription factor activity, RNA polymerase II-specific. The record is from RefSeq and is a predicted model, not a curated record. NCBI's taxonomy places the organism in Eukaryota, Metazoa, Chordata, Actinopteri, Osmeriformes, Osmeridae. Gene Ontology annotation, biological process: regulation of transcription by RNA polymerase II.
GCCAGGAAAGCUGCUCUGAAGGCUCUCUAGGUGUCCCAGGCGCAUGAGAUACUAUUAGCAACUUCUUAGUAGCUGAUCAGAUGUUAGAGCAAGGACAUUGAGAUCUUUCAUUCUCAGAAAUAAUCUGCUCUACCGUAAGUUAUAUCGUGGAGGCUAAGCGAUAAAACUUUAGUUUCAUCAUGACAGCCAAAACCUUAGAGAAAAUUCCGGUGAGCCUCGGUGGGUUCGUGCACCCGGUGUCUGAAGGCAUCUACUCGGUGGAUGAUAUUGCCACAGGCCUGCCUGCAUCCGUUGCAAUCUUUCCUAACGGUGAUUUGGGAGGUCAUUACGACCAACUUAGCGGAGCCUCAGAUGGUUUAAUGAAUGGAGAUAUGAGUUCAGAGAAACGGUCCCUUGAUCUGUCGUAUUCCAGUGGCUUCUCUCAACCGGCUGCGCACCGCAACCAGACAUUCACUUACAUGGGAAAGUUCUCCAUCGACUCUCCGUACACUGGAAAUUGGAAUCCGGAGAGCGUUAUAAAUAUCGUCAGCGCUGGCAUCUUUGGCAUGACCCAGCCCCAGCCAUCCUCAGCAUCCUCCUCGCCGGCCUCUUCCGUCUCCCCAAACCACUUCUCCAGCACCCUGAGCUGCACUAUGGCGCAGAACCAGGCGGACAUGGAACAUCACAUCUACUCUCCCCCGCCCCCUUACUCGGGAUGUGGGGAGGUCUACCAAGACCCAUCCGCCUUCCUGUCCACCUCCACCUGCCCCAUCUCCUACCCACCCCCAUCCUAUUCCUCGCCUAAACCAACGACAGACUCUGGGAUGUUUCCGAUCAUCUCCGACUACUCCGGCUACUUUCAACCCACUUGUCAAAGAGACAUGCAGGGCAUCCCUGACCGCAAACCAUUCCCAUGCCCCCUCGACUCGUUCAGAGUACCUCCGCCCCUGACACCUCUGAACACUAUUAGGAACUUCACCCUCGGUGGACCGGCUACUGAUGGGCCUAGGCUGCCCACGGCUUACAGUCCUCAGAACCUGCCCCUUAGGCCAAUACUGCGACCCAGAAAAUACCCCAACCGACCGAGCAAAACCCCGGUACAUGAACGCCCCUAUCCAUGCCCGGCGGAGGGCUGCGAUAGGCGUUUCUCCCGCUCUGACGAACUGACCAGACAUAUCCGCAUCCACACUGGACACAAACCUUUCCAGUGUAGGAUAUGCAUGAGGAACUUCAGCCGUAGUGAUCAUCUGACCACCCACAUUCGCACGCACACAGGCGAGAAGCCAUUUGCCUGUGAUUUCUGUGGCCGCAAAUUUGCAAGGAGCGACGAGCGUAAGAGGCACACUAAAAUUCACCUCAGGCAGAAGGAGAGAAAGUCAUCAUCCGUUUCUUCAAAUAGCACGAACUCUGAGCGGUCCGGCAGCACAACGACUGGAGUUUGCUCUUAGACUCGUCACCAUUGGUCUCUCUCUAACCAAUACAACCCGUAAUCCUUCUAAAAUAGUUCAAUUUAUGAGACUACGGUAAAAAUGAGUCCAAGCUGCAAAAUUAUUGUACGGGACAAUGUUUCGCGGCCAUAGCCUCAUUUAAUGGAAAUGAAUUCCUUACAUUUCAAACCGUGCGUAAUUGCGCACGAACCCAUGUGCUCUGAUCAUUCUCAUGAUCUACUAAAUUGGAUUGCGAUUGAAUGAUACGGCUUUGUUUGCAUAGUCUACCGAAGUCAUUAAAGUAGCCAUUCAUUUUAAGAAAAGAGGGAAGUACAUAUGUUAAAGAGUGUCUACUGAUGCGCCGCGCCAAAUACGCCAAGAAAAAGUUAUAUGUUGGCAAUAAAUUUGGAGUAAUAAUGUUUUAACUUAUUUAUUUGACGGUUCAUUCUAACAUGCUUGUUUAUUGUAUCCUCCUUUUUGUGCCUUGUUUUACAUGUCUUUUGGGUAUUGACAGGGAUACAAAUACGCUUUAAUUGAACUGUACAUUUGUCAUUUAAAAUGAAAGUUUGAAUAUAUAUAAAUAUAUAUUUUUGUACACUUUGCGUGGUGUAACUCGAACAUGUUGCAGCUGUGGUUUACGUCUAAACAAAUGCAGAAUGUAAAUAAUAGAAACUCAUACCAACUUGACAUUGACGUUUGUUUUGUGAAUGUUUUGAGACUCAUAUUAAAUGUUAAUGACGGAACUCUUAAUAUAAAUGUUCAGGUUAUUACGUGUCGAAUAAAGAAACAAAUAAAACAA